Messenger RNA from Paralichthys olivaceus (Japanese flounder), 3684 nucleotides. NCBI's taxonomy places the organism in Eukaryota, Metazoa, Chordata, Actinopteri, Pleuronectiformes, Paralichthyidae. The record is from RefSeq and is a predicted model, not a curated record.
GGGAGAGAAGCCCCUCCCCCGGAUCAUCGCGCUGGAGUGGAUGGUCCUUUUUUAACUUCAUUGUUAGAGAAGUACAGCGACGCCCGCUUUUCCACGGCACAAGGAUCAAGCGACCCCCCCACCCCACCCCUGUGAUCGGCACGACCCCUUCUUCUGUUCUCAUGGAAAUCACAGCCUGCCGCCUCCCGGCCACACUUUGUGCACGGAUGCGAAGUUGAAACGCACAUUCCCGGCCGGGACAACGCAUGAUGAAGAGGAGGGAGGGAGAUGAUGUCUAGGAGGAGCUGAUCGUCUCAUUUCUACUUGAUCCUCCCGCCGCUGUGCGUUAGUUUAGUUACCGCUUCUCCCGCAGCACUUCCCAACAUGCUGGAUCCGGCCCGGUGCGUCUUCUUCUUCUUCUUCUUCUUCUCCUCCGCGCUCCUCUGCUCCGUCCACGCAUCGUGUCCUCCACGCUGCGAGUGCUCGGAGGCGGCUCACACCGUGAAGUGCGUCUCCAAGGACCUGCGGAGUGUCCCGGCGGGGAUCCCCGGCUACACGCGGAAUCUGUUCGUCACCGGGAAUCAGAUCAGUCGCAUUGGUCCAGAGUCUUUCAAAGGACUGGAGAACGUGACCAACUUGUCUCUGAGUAACAACAGAAUAUCCGAGGUGGACUCCAACGCAUUUGCCGGACUCCGCAGCCUUCGCCAUCUGGACCUGAGCAACAACCAGCUGGCGAUCAUUCACCCAGAGGCCUUCACCGUCCUGAACCAGUCUCUGCAGGAGCUGAACCUGAGCCGAGCCCUCUACAACCACUCAACAGUGAUGGACCUGGCCACGUCUUUGCGCUGGAGCUCCCUGGGGGCCCUUCAGGGACUGGACCUGUCCCACAAUAGCCUCAUCUAUUUGCCCUCACGCAUCUUCUCCCACCUGAGCAGCCUGCGACGGCUCCAGCUGUCCAACAACUCCCUUGUGGCCAUCCACAACUCCACGCUCGCAGGUCUGGAGCACCUGGAGGAGCUCGACCUCACGCUUAAUGCCCUCAAGACGUUUCCAGAGGAGGGCCUGCGAGAGCUGGACUCCCUGCCCGGAGUGGCUCUGCUGCUGGAGGAAAACCCCUUUACAUGCACAUGUGGAAUUGAACCUUUCGCUCUGUGGCUCAACAGAUCACAGGGGCGGAUUAGAAACGCUGAUAGUCUUGUGUGCUCCUUCCCACCCAGCAUGAGGAACACAUCCAUGCUUGCUGUGAGCACGAUGACUCUUGGAUGCCGACAGAGAGACGCAGGGGCCGACCUUGCUUUGCAGACCUCUUACGUGUUCUUGGGUGUAGUUCUGGGCUUCAUUGGCCUCAUCUUCCUAUUUGUACUUUAUCUCAACCGCAAGGGCAUCAAGAAGCGGAUCUACGACAUGCGGGACGCUUGCAGGGAGGUGUGGGAAGGCUACCACUACCGCUUUGAGAUCGAUUCUGACCCCAGGAUAUCACAGAUCUCCUCGGGUGCUGACGUGUGAGAGGACAAUCACCCCUGGUGUAUUUUCAUAUGACUCUUUUUUAAUGCAUUUAUCAGUAGGAAUAUGUAAAAAUUGUACAGUUUUGUCUGUAAAUAUAUAUAAAUACAAUAGUGUGAAUAAUCUAUAAGCCUUGUUUAAAGCAUGCACUGCCCAUGUAUCCUCAAUUAAUAUUCUCCCUUUGUACAGAUUAAUGUUACGCAUUGAGUUCCUUGACAUUUCUCAUAUCCUCGUCAAGGUCACAUAAAGCUGUAAGUGCCUAAAAGUCACCUUGGUGUUGUUGCAGUGAUCUGAUCUGAUCUCAACUCACUUUCCACACGGCAAACUUUGAUUUUAUCUUCUGUGUCAGAUCUAUUUGGCUUGUGAAAACAAAGCAACAAAACGCUGCAAUAAAUCCUGAAACUACCAAAACAAACCUCUGGGAGUUUAAAGCACAAUCACUCAUUCAUCUUUGAACCGUUUCAAGCCCUUUGGUCCCUUCGUCCUUCAGCCCCCAGGGUGCCAGAGAGGAAUUAAGCCCCCAAAAGCUUGACUAAAGCUCUCCUUAAAAUCACCACUCUGCUUUUCUUUGGCAGUUGGAUUGAGAAAGUGGGGGGACUAUUCGGCACAGACCAGCGGAAAUCUCCUAGCCCCCUCACUCUUUUUUUCAUGAAACGUUGCUUUGUUUCAACUCCUUGAGUUUUAUUGUCAAAAUGAUGAGAACCAGUCGAGGGCCGAAGCUGCUGAAAGCAAUCUCCCUCCCUCCUUAAAGACAACAGCCGCUCUGGAGGCUCUUUGAAGGAAAAGUCUGGCUCUCCACAUUUUUCUGUUUAGGGGAUUUUUUUUCUCUCGCAGUGAUAAGAUACAGAUGAUUCUGAAACACCAGCUACAUUGUUUCAUUCAGCAGUUUGUUCUGACCGGUUAAGUGUUGCUCGUUAUGAAGAGAAACAAGAAUGUUCUUUAUCUUCUGGUUAGUCUCUACUAUGUAUGCCUUUACCUUUUCCUAAGAUCAAUUCCUUCAAAUAACUUUAAUUAUGACAUUGUCAAAUCCCAAGCUUUACAUUUUGCAUGCAUGUUUCAAAUAUAACCUGAAUGACAUGACAUACAAAACACGACUGUUCUCUGUCCUCAGAUGUCAUGUUUUUUUCCCUUUUUCUAUGGCUCAUGACAAGCUGUUCUCUGCGGCCUCUUGAUGCUACAAAGUGAGACAAACGCAGGCAGAGAGAGGAAAUGGCAAGCUGCCAUUCCACUAAGUGUUUAUUGCUCAAAUUGUUAGCUAUCAAACCGUUUGGAAUGAGGGAAAGGAGCCCUGGGGAGAACUGAAGCAACCUCCCAUUGUUAGAAAGCCAAAGUAGCAUCUUCGUCCUAUCAAGAUGUUCUGCAAGCUCCUCUCAUAGCGGUCCAGAAAUGUUUGCAGCGUGGAGCCGUUUUACUGCAUGUGGAAAGACGUAGUAAACUUUAUGAAGUCUGUAUACUCAUUUAGUGCAAAUGUAAUCUUGUGUGUCCUGAAAUGAAUGUAAUCAUAUUGUUUGGACUUAACUCACGGUAUCAUUCCUCCGAGCCGCGGAACCACAUUAAGCCGGGCAUUUACUCGCUGAGGAGAAAACAAUUGGGGCUCCGUGCUCUGACACAAAGGGCAGCUCGGAUGGCGAGACGCCUCAAAUAAGCUUUGUUUUCCAGUUGCCUUGUGAUACUCAUUCUCUUUCGGUUUCCACAGAGGGCCAUUAUGCCGCCGCAUAAUAGGAUUCUCUCAUGAUGACAAAGUUGAGCGCUCUGAUCCAGCAAUUGUUAAAGUGUCAUCAUUCUUAAUAUUUGCCUGUGGGAGAAAAACCAAAGGAGAAGUUUUCACUUGCUAUUACACAACGUGUCACAACCAGGGCAUUAAGUCGGCCACGGGUUAUUGGUGUCAGUUGGCGGAGCAGACAGAAGAAAGAUUACUCCCUGCAUGUCAUUACUUCCGUUUUCUCUCAUUAAAGUGUGGAUUAGGAGCUGUGCCUUUUUUUGGUUUUUUUAUGAGCCUGUCUGCUUGAAAAAUAUAUGGUCUUUUUGCUAUAGGCUGUGCAAUACUGUCUCAGCAGGGAUGCAAUGAAAGAGAGGAACCCCACUAAUACAUCCAGACAUUCUCCAUUACUAACAGUGCAAAUGAGAGGCUUGUUAAAAACAAUAAAAAUGCUCCAAUUACCAUGUCCUUUCAAACUGUAUGUUGCACAUCUCUGAUUAAAU